This is a messenger RNA of Fusarium musae, 1659 nucleotides long. RefSeq lists its product as uncharacterized. The record is from RefSeq and is a predicted model, not a curated record. Bases 1 to 1659 code for a protein of 552 amino acids. The transcript has a single exon. Lineage: Eukaryota; Fungi; Ascomycota; Sordariomycetes; Hypocreales; Nectriaceae. Gene Ontology annotation, biological process: carbohydrate metabolic process.
AUGCUCCAGGAUACAAGCAGUUCCGUGCCGCCAGGAACCAUGCCUCAAACUUUUGAACGCAUCGCGAAUGACUUGCUCCCCAAGCUUCAUCGAUGCAUCCGACUUCCCCAAAGGAUUAUCAGAUUCGAGAAAGCCAGCCCGUCAUUCUUCGGUGUCGAGGCUCGUACUGUUGACAAUGACAUCAGCGAUCUAUCCUCGCUGUCUUGGGGAAAGGGAUCCGAGUUUAUUCUCGAUUUCGGCAUGCAUAUGGUCGGAUUUCUCUCAUUUCACUUGAACUACGUUGGGCAAAACAUGGAUGCUCCAUGCCGGCUUCGUCUCACCUUUGGCGAGUCGCCGCUCGAUGUGACGAUGGAUAUGAACGAUGUGAAUACCUGGAUCAGCACAGCUUGGCUUCCCGACGAGAUCUUCAAUAUCGACCUAUGUCCGCAGACCAUAACCCUCCCACGCCGGCACUCCUUCCGAUACCUACGUGUUCAAGUCAUCGAUACCUCCCCCAAGUUCAAGGUGUCGUUCUCGAAUGUCCAAUGCAAAUCGGUCAGCGCCGUCAGCCAAGACCAUCAAAUCGAAGCGGUUAAGUUCCCAGAUAGUCUUCUGCAGGAAAUCGACCACAUUUGCAUCUCCACGCUGCGCGACUGUAUGCAGACUGUAUUCGAAGAUGGCCCACGACGAGAUAGAAGGCUGUGGAUUGGAGACCUCCGCCUACAAGCGCUAGCAAACUACAGCACGUUUCGGGACUUCAAUCUUGUCAAGAGAUGUCUUUUCCAAUUCCCAGCAGUCCGAAAUGCGGAUGGCUCGCUGCCAGCCUGCAUUUUCGAGAAGCCCAAGUUGAUGGCUUCAACAGACUAUAUCGCCGACUAUGACGCUCUAUUUGCGGCCAUUGUGUAUGACUAUGUCGAAGCUUCUGGGGACACGGAAACUGGGCAUCUUCUUUGGGAGACUGUUCUCGACUGCCCAAAGCGACUGCUGCGCAACCUCAAUACUACCUCCUACGUUUUCGAGGCCGAACGCAGCAAGCAGUUUAUUUUCCUGGACUGGGCAAAGGGUCUUGAUAAGAAUGCGGGAGCCCAUGGCGUGUUACUUUAUUGUCUGAAAACUACGAAUAAGCUCGCUGUACGACUGAAUAAGGAGCCUCCGUUCGACGAACUGAUCCUUAAGAUGACAGAUGCUGCAAACACAUUCCUGAAAGAUGGUGUCUUUGUGUCUGGAGAAUCUCAGCAAAUCAGCUACGCCUCCGCUGCAUGGCUAGUUCUUUGCGAAGCCUUCCCUCCAGAAAUCGCCCGCAAAGCUCUCCUCGCCACACUUGCACAUCCAGAUGCUGUAAAGCCACUAACCCCAUAUUUGUGGCACCAUGUUUGUGACGCUCUUGCGCUGCUCGGAUGCUAUGAUGAGUGCGUUGAUCUUAUCAAGUCUUAUUGGGGAGGUAUGGUGGAGGCAGGAGCUGACACCUUUUGGGAAUGUUAUGAUGCCGAGGAUUGCAUGGCGAGUCCGUAUGGGGAUGUACGGAAUAAUAGCUGGUGCCAUGCUUGGAGCUGUACGCCGACGUAUCUGCUCAGGACAACGCUUCGGGAGAAGGUCAAAGCGAGAGGCGUGGGGAAGAUCACGAUGGAUGAGCUAGACCAUCGGUGGAUCAAGAGGUCUUCUGAUGACUUGGUCGUAUAA